This is a messenger RNA of Dipodomys ordii (Ord's kangaroo rat), 3382 nucleotides long. It is a transcript of the gene Csnk1g1, whose product is annotated as casein kinase 1, gamma 1. The coding region runs from base 475 to 1854 and encodes 459 amino acids. Gene Ontology annotation, biological process: peptidyl-serine phosphorylation; endocytosis; signal transduction. Gene Ontology annotation, molecular function: ATP binding; protein serine/threonine kinase activity. NCBI's taxonomy places the organism in Eukaryota, Metazoa, Chordata, Mammalia, Rodentia, Heteromyidae. The record is from RefSeq and is a predicted model, not a curated record. Gene Ontology annotation, cellular component: nucleus; cytoplasm; plasma membrane. The transcript is spliced from 15 exons.
UACGGGUGGGCAGAGAAGCUCGGGGCACCCCGGGAGCCCACCGCGCCCGCCCCGCUGGAGCCCCGGGAGCACGGCCGGUCCAGGAGGACAUUUGUGAAGUCAGUGCAUUUUUGACUCAAUGGGGCUGAAUUGGUUGUAAAGUGAUUGAUUGGUUUUACAAGCAGGAUUUAUGAACAUCUGUUUCUCCAUUGAAUGAAGUUUUAGGCUAUCUAUAAGGCUCACAGCCAGGCAAGCACUAUUCCUAAUAUAUACAUGUUACAAAAUGUCCUAUGCUUGAGAUCUACAGACAACAUGUCCUACAGGAACUAAUCAGUGGUCUUUCAUCUCCUGGAGAUACAUUAGAAGCAUAAAUAUGGUGCCAAAGGAACUCCUUAUCUUUCUCUGACUACAGUUUAUUUGGACUUAAUUUUGUAUUUGAAGAGAGGCGUACAAACUGAGGUUACUCAUUGUGCAAAGACUCUGUUGUAUAGGAUCAUGGACCAUCCUGGUAGGGAAAAGGAUGAAAGACAACGAACAACUAAACCCAUGGCACAAAGGAGUGCACAUUGCUCCCGAUCUUCUGGCACGUCAUCAUCCUCUGGGGUUCUCAUGGUGGGACCCAACUUCAGGGUUGGCAAGAAGAUAGGGUGUGGUAACUUCGGAGAGCUCAGAUUAGGUAAAAAUCUCUACACCAAUGAAUAUGUAGCAAUCAAACUGGAACCAAUAAAAUCACGUGCUCCACAGCUUCAUUUAGAGUACAGGUUUUAUAAACAGCUUGGCAGUUCAGGUGAAGGUCUCCCACAGGUAUACUACUUUGGGCCGUGUGGGAAAUAUAAUGCCAUGGUGCUGGAGCUCCUUGGCCCUAGCUUGGAGGAUUUGUUUGAUCUCUGUGACCGAACAUUUACUUUGAAGACAGUGUUAAUGAUUGCUAUUCAAUUGCUUUCUCGAAUGGAAUAUGUACACUCAAAGAAUCUCAUUUACCGAGAUGUCAAGCCAGAGAAUUUCCUGAUCGGCCGACAAGGCAAUAAGAAAGAACAUGUUAUACAUAUUAUAGACUUUGGACUGGCCAAGGAAUACAUUGAUCCUGAAACCAAAAAACACAUACCUUAUAGGGAGCACAAAAGUUUAACUGGAACUGCAAGAUAUAUGUCUAUCAACACACAUCUUGGCAAAGAGCAAAGCCGGCGUGAUGAUUUGGAAGCCCUAGGCCAUAUGUUCAUGUAUUUCCUCCGAGGCAGCCUACCCUGGCAAGGACUCAAGGCCGAUACAUUAAAAGAGAGAUAUCAAAAAAUCGGUGACACCAAAAGGAAUACUCCCAUUGAAGCACUCUGUGAGAACUUUCCAGAGGAGAUGGCAACCUACCUUCGGUAUGUUAGGCGAUUAGACUUCUUUGAAAAACCUGAUUAUGAGUAUUUACGGACCCUCUUCACAGACCUUUUUGAAAGAAAAGGCUACACCUUUGACUAUGCCUACGAUUGGGUCGGGAGACCUAUUCCUACUCCAGUAGGGUCAGUUCAUGUAGAUUCUGGUGCAUCUGCAAUAACUCGAGAAAGCCACACACACAGGGAUCGGCCAUCACAGCAACAGCCUCUUCGAAAUCAGACUGCAUCGUCAGAGCGCCGAGGAGAGUGGGAAAUCCAGCCCAGCCGGCAGACCAAUACCUCAUACCUGACGUCUCACUUGGCUGCAGACCGCCAUGGGGGAUCAGUGCAGGUGGUUAGUUCAACCAAUGGAGAGCUGAACGUGGAUGACCCCGCUGGAGACCAUUCGAAUGCACCAAUCACAGCUCAUGCUGAGGUGGAGGUAGUGGAGGAAGCUAAGUGCUGCUGUUUCUUUAAGAGGAAAAGGAAGAAGACUGCUCAGCGCCACAAGUGACCAGUGCCUCCCAAGAGUCCUCAGGCCCUGGGGACUCUGACUUGAUUGCACCUGCAGCUCCUGCCAUUUCUCAUUGGAAAAGACUCCUUUGUGGGGGAGGAUAGAGAUCCAAACCAAAAAGAAGAAAACAGAUGCCCCCAGAAGGAGCCAGUGUGGGCAGCCAAGGCCCAGUGGAUCAGUGGCCAUCCCAAACCUGUCUGACGCUCUGAGCAGGUCCCAGAGCUGCUGCUCUUACACUGCUUGCCCAUGGGGCUGCUUGGUCAACUCUCCUUCCCAUUGUUUACAGUGAAGGUGUCAUUCACAAAAACUCAAGGACUACUGUUCUCUUCCCACCUCUUCUUUUCUCCUGGUUCUUGUUCUACCCUGCACCCUCUCCAGGAUCAAAGCUAAUGAGCAGAAGGCCUUGUCUAAGGAAAGGGGCUCAAGAGGUUGGGGGUAUUGCCAAGGAGGUAGGAGGAAGAUGGUAGACCCGGGCUGGAGGAGAACCUUCUCCGGUGCCUAGGUGUGUCUGGCAGUUUGGCUUCCUUUCCCUCUGCGCCUGGGCAGCCGCUAGCCCAGUGGCCAGGUUCCUUCUUCCUUCCCUCCUGCAAAAUUACACUGUAGGACACAAGCUGUGAGAAAUCUGCAGUCUACUGUCCCUGUGUGUUGGCGUUCUUAGCUCUUUGGACAAAUUCCUUUCUCCAGGCAGUAGUAGGACAUGCAAAUUGCUCUGAGCAAAGGAAAGAAAACGGACUUUUUUGCACUUUUAGUUUUUUUUUGUUUUGGUUUUUUAAAAAAAAGAAAAAAGAAAAAAAAACCACGGCAGAUGCAUAUUGUGUCUGGUUCUAUUGGGGGUUUUAUUUUUUUCAGUUGUGAGGGAACAGGCCAGCCAAGCCAUUCAGAGAGAACCUGGGUCCAGAGGACAGACUCAAUGGAAAGUUCGACUUGCAGCCCCCGGAAGAGAAGAAGCCAAACUCUGUCACACUGAGUAAAUACUCAGGUUGACAAGGAAACAUACUUGAAUUUUCAUUCAUCUUCUCAGCUGCUGAAGAAAGUCCCCACCAGAGCCUCUUGACCUAAUGAGCCUGCAGUUUGUAAGCCCAGCUCUCCUGCAUGUGAAGUGAGCAGCCCAGCCAAACUGACCAGGAGACAGCCCGUCCCAGAGAGCAGAUGCUUAACAACAAGAAAACAACACAAAUGUCUUUUUCCUUCACUGCCAGGGACUUCCUACUAGAUAGCCAUGUUGACUUUCUGGUGACAAAAUUACUGAUUAAACAGCCACUACCACAUUGCCACUAGUGGACAAAAAGAGUGAACCUGCCUUCCAGCUAACUGCCAGAGAAGCCUUGGGGUACAGCAUCAUAUGUCCAGGAAAAGAAAAUUGGUAAUACCCUGGCUGCCUCAAUACUGAGCUGUAGCAUUCAGGCUGGCCUGCCUUAUCAGAAACAAUGCAUACAAAGAUGUCCAACCAGGUCUGUAACUGCAGGUUAGAACUUGGCACAUAUGGCUGCCAGUGACCAGGAGGGUAGGAUUGGUUGGUGCUGGAAAA